This is a messenger RNA of Jatropha curcas, 2114 nucleotides long. RefSeq names its product cytochrome P450 726A27. Lineage: Eukaryota; Viridiplantae; Streptophyta; Magnoliopsida; Malpighiales; Euphorbiaceae. Gene Ontology annotation, molecular function: heme binding; oxidoreductase activity, acting on paired donors, with incorporation or reduction of molecular oxygen; iron ion binding. The record is from RefSeq and is a predicted model, not a curated record.
UCAAGUUGGAAUAAGCAGAGUUUGCUCUUCUCUCUCUCUCUCUCUCUCUCUCUCAUUCUCAAAUAUGUCGCUGCAACCAGCAAUUUUACAGGGAAAUACCUGUAAACAGUAUUUUCAUCCAUUAUCAAGCAUAUCCUCUACCAGAUGGGUUGGCAAUUGCAACCGUUUCGCUUUUCUUUCUCCGGCUAAGCCAACUGCAAACAGAGCACCGCAAGCGUCUUUAUCAUCAAAACUGCAGCCAGUAGUUCGUCUGCUGACUAAAUUCCCUGCUUCUGGUUUCUUGGCCAUGAAUCAAUCUGUUGAUCAAUUUGCUUCAACUACCACAAGUCUUACCAAAAUAUUCAACAAAAUAGGAAAACCUAUCCAAUCAUCUCCAUUUCUUGUAAGCGUUCUUCUUUUGAUGUUUAUGGCAUCAAAAAUACAGAACCAACAAGAAGAAGAUGAUAACUCCAUAAAUCUUCCUCCAGGACCAUGGAGAUUACCUUUCAUAGGUAACAUUCACCAACUUGCUGGCCCCGGUCUACCCCAUCACCGUCUAACAGACUUAGCCAAAACUUACGGACCUGUAAUGGGUGUUCACCUUGGCGAAGUUUACGCUGUUGUUGUUUCCUCCGCAGAAACAUCCAAAGAAGUAUUAAGAACGCAGGAUACAAAUUUCGCUGAAAGACCUUUAGUUAAUGCAGCGAAAAUGGUCCUAUAUAACAGAAACGACAUUGUUUUUGGGUCGUUUGGAGAUCAAUGGCGACAAAUGAGAAAAAUCUGCACAUUAGAAUUACUUAGUGUAAAACGUGUGCAGUCAUUCAAAUCAGUAAGAGAAGAAGAGAUGUCAAGUUUUAUUAAAUUUCUUUCUUCGAAAUCUGGUUCGCCGGUAAAUCUUACCCAUCAUCUGUUUGUUUUGACAAACUAUAUUAUUGCAAGAACUUCCAUUGGUAAGAAAUGUAAGAAUCAAGAAGCGCUUCUUAGAAUUAUAGACGACGUCGUUGAGGCGGGAGCUGGAUUUAGUGUUACUGAUGUCUUUCCAUCGUUUGAAGCGCUUCAUGUGAUUAGUGGAGAUAAGCAUAAAUUUGAUAAAUUGCAUAGAGAAACUGAUAAGAUACUUGAAGAUAUCAUAAGUGAACAUAAAGCCGACAGGGCAGUAUCUUCCAAGAAAAGUGAUGGUGAAGUUGAGAAUCUUCUUGAUGUUCUUUUGGAUCUUCAAGAAAAUGGAAACCUUCAAUUUCCCUUAACAAAUGAUGCCAUCAAAGGAGCCAUUCUGGAUACAUUUGGCGCAGGCAGCGACACAUCCUCAAAAACAGCAGAAUGGACAUUAUCGGAGCUGAUCAGGAACCCAGAAGCAAUGAGAAAAGCACAAGCAGAAAUAAGGAGAGUUUUCGAUGAAACAGGAUAUGUUGAUGAAGACAAAUUUGAGGAAUUAAAAUACCUGAAACUAGUUGUGAAGGAAACUUUGAGAUUACAUCCUGCUGUGCCAUUAAUUCCAAGAGAAUGCAGAGGAAAAACUAAGAUUAAUGGGUAUGACAUUUUCCCCAAGACCAAGGUAUUGGUGAACGUCUGGGCAAUUUCAAGAGAUCCUGCAAUUUGGCCAGAGCCUGAAAAGUUCAAUCCAGAAAGAUUCAUCGAUAAUCCGAUUGAUUAUAAGAGUAUUAACUGCGAGCUAACACCUUUUGGUGCGGGAAAGAGAAUUUGCCCUGGAAUGACAUUAGGGAUAACAAAUCUUGAACUUUUCCUGGCAAAUUUGCUAUAUCAUUUUGAUUGGAAACUUCCUGACGGGAAGAUGCCAGAGGAUCUUGAUAUGAGUGAAUCAUUUGGUGGAGCAAUUAAAAGAAAAACAGAUCUGAAGUUGAUUCCUGUUCUGGCGCGCCCUUUGACUCCAAGAAACGCCAACAGUGGCAACACUUUCACUACAACAGACGCCGACUCUCCUGCAUCAAUGUGCCCACACUUAAAAGCAUUAUGAGCUCUGUCGUAAUGGAAUAAAUGACUCUUCAGGAGUCAUAUAUUUUUGUUACUAAUUAAAACUGUAUUUUUUAUCUUGUUAUUGUCCCAAUAAAAUUGUAAACACCCAUUCUUAGGCUAUUUAGAAUAAAAAAUUUACUAAUUUCAUAAUUUCAUAAUUA